AUGAGCGGCGAGAUUAAUGCCGUCUACAUAUAUGACGAGCAAAAUGCCCCUCUUGUCGAGCAUGUAUACCGAUCCCGCCCGCCUUCGGCCUCCGCCAUCCUGCCCCUCUACCUUGCUCAUGCGGCCCCACGUCCCUCCUUGCUGUACAUAGCUACCGCUUCACCGCCGGUGACAGUAUUCUCGACUGUUGAGUCAAAUCUGCUGUUCCUCGCUAUCAGUGAAGUCGACACCGAACCGCUACUAGCACUUGAGUUCCUGCAUCGCGUGGUUGAUGUUCUCGAGGAGUUUGUUGGAGCGCCGCUACUCUCGAGCAAGAUCAAUGCCAAUUACGAUGUUGUCGCGCAGCUACUGAAUGAGAUGUGCGAUGGUGGGGUGGUAUGCAAUACCGAGCCAAAUGCAUUGCAGGAGGUUGUGGAGGUUCCGGGGUGGGUGGAUAAGCUGCUCGGCGGAAUCGGAGUACCUGGAACUUCGACGCCGACUUUGGGAUCUACAAACUCUCUGAAGCAAUCACUGCCAGCUGCCAGCGCAUCCCAGGGCCCUGCCAUUCCCUGGCGACGGCCCGGUGUACGGCACACCUCAAAUGAACUAUAUGUGGAUAUUAUCGAGUCUCUCUCAGUGACUAUGGCGCCUUCUGGUCGACUUCUCUCGGCAUUAGUCUCCGGAACAAUUGCUUUUACCGCAAAGAUAUCAGGUGUCCCGGACUUGCUACUAUCACUAUCGACUCCGGGUGGACAGCAUACCAUUGGCCACAAGAUUGAGCUACCAGUAUUCCACCCGUGUGUCAGACUGGCUAAGUGGAAAGAGAGGCCCGGAGAACUAAGCUUCAUUCCUCCGGAUGGACGAUUCAUUUUGGCUGGAUACGAUGUCGACCUCCUUCCCAUUGAUCCUGACUUGGAUGAGCCACCAAGCCACAUGGAAAAGCUCUUCUUACCUGCCAUUGUGGAUAUUCGCAAAUCACUAGGAACAUCGGGCUCUGAAUUUGAGGUCCGUUUGACUUUGAACACGAAUUUCCCCGGUCAAAGCUCUUCAUCACGGCCUGGGGUUGGCCGGAAUGGGUCCGGUUCAUCAACACCAUCAUUCCUCGGUGGCAGCGGCAGCGGAUCAAAUGCGCCAGCUCUAGAAGAAGUCGUCGUCACUGUACCGAUAUCAAAAUCCGUCAGGCACAUCACGGACAUGCAGGCCAGCCGUGGUGAUGCCCAAUUCACUCACUCAACCGGACUUCUGGAAUGGCGGGUUCCGACUGGCAAGGACGCUGGCACAUUGUCGGGUACUGCUACGCUACGUUGUAGUGUAUCAGGCUAUCCGUCGGCUGACGACGACUUCGAUGACAGCCUCGAGGAUGCAGAUGAGGACGCGAAUGCUACUCUCCUGCAAGGCUACUAUGAGGCCCCUGCAUCAUACAAUGACCCUUCAGUCAGCACAACCAAGAAAACCCGGUCCUCCGACCCAUCGAAACGCAAAAAGAAGAAGAAGAAGGACAAGGAGAAGUCAUCAAAGAAAUCAUCCCGCUCAACCGCUUUAAAAUCCGAGGAUACCGAAGACUCGACUGUGGUUACAGCUACUGCUACUACCCCAUCGCCAGACCACUCCAAACCCGCAACGCCCACACCGAAGCCCCAACCUUCACCUCGACUACAAGCAGACGCAUCUGCCCUCCCCACCUUCUUCGACCCAUCCUCUACAUCCCGUCCUACCCGCAGAACCAAAGCCCAACUGAACGCAAGCCUAAUGCCAAACUCAGCGUCGGUUUCUUUCUCUGUGCGAGGCUGGCUUCCGUCCGGUAUCAAGGUUGAUAGUUUGAACAUUGACCAGCGCCGCAGUCGGGGCUUGGGCGAGAGUGUCAAGCCGUACAAGGGCGUCAAGUAUCUGUGUGUGAGUAAACGCGGAGUUGAACGACGCUGUUGA
Molecule: messenger RNA, 1905 nt
Organism: Penicillium nucicola
Lineage: Eukaryota; Fungi; Ascomycota; Eurotiomycetes; Eurotiales; Aspergillaceae
Product: putative AP-3 adaptor complex subunit mu
Exons: 3
Coding region: 1-1905 (634 amino acids)
Biological process (GO): intracellular protein transport; endocytosis
Cellular component (GO): clathrin adaptor complex; cytoplasmic vesicle
Source: RefSeq, a predicted model, not a curated record